AUGCUGUGGCCCGCGGCCUUUGCGUGGAUUGUUAUGGCGUUUGCAGGAACAGAAGACUGCGAUCCUUCCAGCCUGCUGCACCUCAUGAAGCCCGCUUCAUUGUAUGGCUGGGACGCUGACUGGCCCCAAGACUACAACCGUGCAGAAAUCGAAUCCCUGGUUGGCGACAAAGCCACGAAUAGCGCAGUGUUGCAAAAGCAGCAUGCCGCCGGACGUGCACGUUGUCAGAGUGGAGAGGACGUUUUGGAAUCCGGCGGAUUUUGCUACACGGAGGAGGGGCAGCGGCUGAUUUCAACACAAAGUUCUGCCGUUGACGAAGACUUUUGGCUGCCAAAACAUCAUGUCAUGGUUGAGCCAGGCUUCGCGUCAGGCCUGGCAAAGCUGGUGCUGAAGGACAGUGAGUCAGUAACAGAUCUGGGAGCUGGUGUUGGACAGCUCGGGCAUGCUCUCAAAGCGGAGCACAGCAAUCUGCGCUACUAUGGCUAUGAUGGAGCAGGGAACGUGGAAGAGUACACUGGAGGUUACGUGAAGUUUGCAAAUCUUGGCUAUCCCACGAAUGUCGCAGUCUCUGAUUGGGUGGUAUGCUUGGAAGUUGGAGAGCACAUACCGCACGAGAAUGAGAAAAGCCUCAUCGCGAACAUCCAUGCUCACAAUCGGAAAGGCGUAGUUCUUUCUUGGGCACAUCUUCUUCAAGCGGGGCACGCUCACGUGAAUUGUCACUCCGCAGAGUAUCUUCGCCGAGUCUUUGAAGGUCUUGGAUACAAGUAUGACAAUGCCACGUCGCAAGCCCUCCGCGAGACCGUAGAGGGUGAGCAACGCUUCUACCGGGAGAACGUGAUGAUCUUCCGGCGGCCAUGA
This is a messenger RNA of Effrenium voratum, 858 nucleotides long. The record is from the annotation of a GenBank genome assembly. Lineage: Eukaryota; Dinophyceae; Suessiales; Symbiodiniaceae.